Cryptomeria japonica (Japanese cedar) is the source of this 1482-nucleotide messenger RNA. RefSeq lists its product as uncharacterized. The transcript is spliced from 7 exons. The record is from RefSeq and is a predicted model, not a curated record. NCBI's taxonomy places the organism in Eukaryota, Viridiplantae, Streptophyta, Pinopsida, Cupressales, Cupressaceae. The coding region runs from base 821 to 1195 and encodes 124 amino acids.
CAAACAACUUGCACAAAAUACCGAAGCUUGAACACAAAAAUCAGAUUGUACAUUUCAAAUAAGCCUAAAAAGCAUAAAUAUUACAAAUUGCAGAAUGCCUAUCUCUACUAUAACAACACAAAAACUUGCAAAACAAAGAACUUGCCCAAAAUACCAAAAACUUGAGCAGAAAACGACUGUCUAAUAACUUAUUUCCUCGUUUUUCACAAUUCUGGAACCUACAUGUUCAUUCAUAGGUUUAUAAAAUGAAAUAACCGGUGAUUCUUUAUUUCAGUUUGGUCUUAGGGUUUCAGAUGAUUUAGGGUAUUCUGAAAUUCUCCACUAUAACAGCACAAAAAUUGCAAAACAAAGAACUUGCCCAAAAUACCAAAAACUUGAGCAGAAAACGACUGUCUGAUAACUUAUUUCCUCGAUUUUCACAAUUCUGGAACCUACAUGUUCAUUCAUAGGUUUCUAAAAUGAAGUAACCGGUGAUUCUUUAUUUCAGUUUGGUCUUAGGGUUUCAGAUGAUUUAGGGUUUAUACGAAGUUAUAUCGACAGCUUUUAUGUCUGUCUAGGGUUAAAGUUUCAGUAUACUCCAUAUAAGGUAUUUUGGUCGUAGCUUCAUGCAGCUUCAUUUAAUGCUGAAAUUAUCUGGGACUGAUAAUGUAUAUCACAAAGUUCGAUGGAAAUUUGGCCUUUGAAUUUUUCAGAAUGGACGGGAUUGGAAAGAUGAAAGAAAGAUUAUAUUUCAGGUCCAUAUCACAAAUGAGGGCUUGGAUUCAUUUGAGGAGUGGAUUCAUUUGAGGAGCAGCUGCGAGGUUUGAGCCAUAUUGGGUUUAUGGAUAUGCUACUAGAGUCAGAUUCUUCAUCCACGAUGCCUAGUCAUCUAGUUAGCCCCUUACACUCCUCAGUCAUACGUACAACCAGAGAGAGAUAUGCAGGCACGAGUGAUGUGGUUGAUAUGAUUACAGGACAUGAUCAGGCUAUACAACCUACUCCUGAUACACAUGGGUCUAUUGGACAUUUAGAGUCUCACGAGGAUUCUCCCUCAGAGGGUCGCUCUGUUCGUGGCCGACAUGAUGCAUGCACGAGUGAUGUGGUUGAUAUGAUCACAGGACAUGAUGAGGCUAUACAACCUGUACACAUGGGUUUAUUGGACAUCCAGACUCUCAAGGACUGGACUCUCCCUCAAAGGGGGCCAUAUCACAGAUGAGGGCUUGGAUUCAUUUGAGGAGCAACUGCGAGGUUUGAGCCAUACUGGGUUUAUGGAUAUGCUACUAGAGUCAGAUUCUUCAUCCACGAUGCCUAGUCAUCUAGUUAGCCCCUUACACUCCUCAGUCAUUGAUGUGGUUGAUAUGAUCAUAGGACAUGAUCAAACUAUACAACCUACUCCUGAUACACAUGUAUGUACAUGUGCGUUUAAAUUUUUAAAAGAUGUAUAUGUUGAAAUGUACGAUAAAUCUAUAAUCAUUUAAUAAAUAUAGAAGCUAACUUGUAUCA